UCGAAAUCAUUGUUGAGGGCCUUUGCCCUCACUGCACUCCGUUGCCACGAAGCCGCGCUUGGUACUUUCAGGGCCAUCUUCACGAUGGUGUCUGCAACACGACACCUCUACCACAAACCUCUCUGCCGAGAAUGGUGGCUACUCUCGCGGACUCUCAUCGUUCGGCCAGACCUGGCUCGCUUCGUCAAGGCACUGCAUCUUAGUCCGGAGCUUAGUCGUAUGCCGUACGGAUACGCAAUACCGACGGAGGUUAUCAAGUACUCCGAGCAACAGGGAGGACUGAUGAGUGGACCGCUGAGGGAUGGGAACGCCCACUCUAAAGCCUUCGGAAUGGGGUGGGAAGAAUUGCUCGGGCAGAACACCUCACAACCAGAGGUCUUUCACGGCAAACUUUACUACCAGUCCGCCUUCCUAUUGUAUCCUCCGCAAACCAUACCACACUUGCGGACUGUCGUCCUCCAAGCAGCACGCACGGAGUCAAUCAUAGGCAUAGCAACAUUCACCAGCCUUGUCCAAACAGCACCAAAUAUCACCACUCUUGUGUUUCGAUACGGGAGUGUGUCUUGGGAGUUGCCCUCGCCGUUGACGCUUGACAAGGUCACUCACCUGGACUUCCAGGCCUGUUCAAUCGACGAGAUCUCGCUAAGGCGCGUCCUUGCUGCGUGCCCAAAUCUGGAGACGCUGGAGUUAGAUAUGAUCGGCGCCGAUGAACAUAGCUUCCAUGUGGAGCAAGUCACUCUGUAUGAGGUCACACGCGCUCUGGUCAGGCGCGCACCGCCUAGCUUGAAAUACGUUUGCCUUUAUGGCGAUGACAACAGAGUGUGGAAGGAUGGUUUGGAAAUGGACCGUCACAUAUCUACGCAGGACAAGAUAAAGCAGGUUUUGGGAGAACGCGGGAUCAACCUCGAGAUUUGGGGGCCCGCUUUAGCUUGCCCGCAUCACGACGAGCCUUCCGAUUCGGAUUACCACUUGCAUCCCGAUUCGGGUGACGACGAGCAUCCCGAGUCGGAUUAACUUGCUAGGCGGCGAGCUAAUGGCCUAUGAUUCAUACCGCCAUGCCACGAUACAGACCUCGCGGUCACCCGCCUGGACAGGUGCUAGUUCGCUAGCACUUCUUCCGCACAGCCUGAUCUUCUCGAGCAUGUGGUGUGCUGCUACUUCCAGCGGCGGCAAGGCUCAACCGACACUAAAACGAAUCUGAGACGUUAUAUCAUCCCGUAUAACCCAGGAAAUCGGACAGUGGAUGGUUGAGAAAACGUUAAGUUUGGUGUGGAAUUCGUGAGCAAUAGAAGCACAUCAAAACAGCCAUCGUCUCUAUCCUAUCGCUAUGGCCACGUUGCAUUUCAA
Molecule: messenger RNA, 1347 nt
Organism: Canariomyces notabilis
Lineage: Eukaryota; Fungi; Ascomycota; Sordariomycetes; Sordariales; Chaetomiaceae
Exons: 3
Coding region: 85-1014 (309 amino acids)
Source: RefSeq, a predicted model, not a curated record